Acaulospora colombiana is the source of this 602-nucleotide messenger RNA. NCBI's taxonomy places the organism in Eukaryota, Fungi, Glomeromycota, Glomeromycetes, Diversisporales, Acaulosporaceae. The record is from the annotation of a GenBank genome assembly.
AGGAUAACGAAGAUCUAGCGGGUGACUCUACAACAAAGCUAAAAAUGUCAUGGAAUAAAUAUCUUUUUGAUGACGUUCUUCCAAAAGCAUGGGCAAGAUUUUUAGCCACCCUUCCCGAAGAAUGCCCACGUAUCCAGCCCACCAAGUUCUACGACUUUUGGCCAAUAUUUUCGGGUCAGGAUUCUAGUAGUAUAAUUAAAUUAUGCAAAGAACUCCUGAAAAACGUCAUUGAGAAUCUUAAAGUCGAUGAUGAGGUUUUCAUUGGUUCACCCGCGUCUUACUUGCCCGGAAAUUUACAAGGCCUAUUUCCAAAAUCCAACAAAAAUUAUGUGAAAAAAGAUGGCGAAUUUCGAUUUUUAUCAAUAGCCAAUGGAUAUUUUCAAUCCGACGUUGCAUUGAAUAGUACUUCUGAGAUACUUGGGAAGAUUGGGUUUCCGGUAAUCGUUGGCAUCAAUCCCAUAGUGAUGAAAGAAUUGAAAGAAUCGAAGCACCGCAGCGUCCUUCAUUUUUACUCUCCAAAGAUAAUCAAAACGUAUCUUCAACAAAAUCAGUCUAGGUUGGAGAACUUGUCUCGCGAAGAAAUUCUAGAUCUGCUACGUUAU